Syngnathoides biaculeatus (alligator pipefish) is the source of this 3482-nucleotide messenger RNA. RefSeq names its product fucosyltransferase 7 (alpha (1,3) fucosyltransferase) (gene fut7). Gene Ontology annotation, cellular component: membrane. Gene Ontology annotation, molecular function: alpha-(1->3)-fucosyltransferase activity. Bases 916 to 2004 code for a protein of 362 amino acids. The record is from RefSeq and is a predicted model, not a curated record. NCBI's taxonomy places the organism in Eukaryota, Metazoa, Chordata, Actinopteri, Syngnathiformes, Syngnathidae. The transcript is spliced from 3 exons.
CUGUGACCCUUGUGAGGAUAAGUGGCUCAAGAAAUGGAUGGAUUAUUCUCCCGAUCAUCCUGUCAAUUAUUCAAAUUAGCACAAAUAAUUCACUUCACAUAAUGCCACAUCAGUUAAUCAUGUGCUGUUACCAUGGUAAUGGCAGACCUGCCAUUUUCUAUGUUGAAGCGGCUUCUAAUAGAGAUUUCAGUGGGGUUUUUUUUUGUUUCAUUUUGCUUUUUUGUCUCGACCCUUGUGAGGAUAAGCGGCUAAGAAACACAACUGGCUGGCAUCUAGUGUGGGGCGUCCCCCGCCUCUAGUCUACAUGUUGCAUUUUCUGAAUAUUUGUCCACAGGUGUGAGCGUGUUAGUCUUUGUUUAUAUGGGUCUAAUCCAAAGCGUGCACAGGCCUCUCGUCCAAAAGUGCCAUUUCCCCAUUUCGAGUGAAAUAAUCCACUAACGGUUUUGCAAGACAUCUCGUUAUUUUCCUCCUCACUUCCUCCGUGGUCAUCACCAGCCUCUCAGUGUUCAGCACGCGCGCGACAGACACUGGGCGGAAUCAGCCGACUAUUGGCUGGGACCCCUGACUUUUGAAGCCGAAGGAUGCCACUCGAGGUGAUGUGACGCGCUUGAGGUUUCGACGGGGGGUGGGGGGGGGGCGCGUUACGCCCCUUCCUUAAAACGGGCCGCACCUUUUCGAAGCGAGCAAAGAUGCCCACGGUAGGGACGGCGGGACGCCGACCGCUUCUCGGCUCGUCGUGAGGUCAGGGUUAGGGAGGAAGCCGCGAACGCGUGCAUCUCUACGAUUGCUCAACAGAACGAGCGGAGACUUGAAUGGAGGCUGUUGUGACCUUGGCGACUUCCGAACAGCAACGGAUCUCUGUGUAGUCAAACCCCGAUGGUGAUGUUUGGCAUCACGUUCGUCUGAUUUUAGAGGAUGGGAGCUAAGUGGGUCAAAUUCUUGGAGUGUAACCGUAGCAAAAAAAGUACACUUACCACAAUGAGGAAGUACCUUCUAGUCAGCUUUCUCUGUGUCUUACCGCUGGGACUUCUUAAUUUCUGGCUCAUAGGAUUCAGCUUUGACUCCAACCAUCGCGUACAUGUGACGAUUCUGAUGUGGCACCGACCCUUCAGCGUUACCGGUAACCUGAGCGAGGUGUGCGGGGACCGCCACCGCACCCUGUUCUGCACAAUCGUGGAGCAGAGGUCCUUGUUUCCCACCGCGGACGUGGUGGUGUUCCACAACUACGAAUUGGUCACAGGACGGGAGAAACUUCCUCUGAAUCUUCCCAGGCCAUCAGGCCAAAGGUGGGCUUGGAUGUCUAUGGAGUCCCCUCGUCACAACGGAGACCUGAGGAGAUUUGCAGGUGUCUUCAACUUGACCAUGAACUACAGGAGAGACGCAGAUAUCACCAUACCUUACGGAGAGCGGCUGGCGAAAGAGGCUGAGGAAGAAGAUCCCGUGCGGGACAUCGCACACAAUAAAAGCUUUCUGGUGUGUUGGGUGGUCAGCAACUACAGGAGUUCGUACAGAAGAAGCAAAGUGUACAAACAACUUAGCGCCAUAGUUCCUGUGAAGGUCUACGGGCGCUGGACAAGAACUCCCCUCAGCGCAGAAGAACUCUUGCCCACAAUCUCUCGCUGCUACUUCUACUUGGCCUUUGAGAACUCUGAGGCCAAAGAAUACAUCACGGAGAAGCUUUGGAAGAACGCUUACCAGUCGGGGGCAGUUCCCGUCGUCCUGGGCGCACCGGUGCAGGAUUACGAGGCCUUGGCUCCCCCUCAUUCUUUCAUCCACGUCGACCAAUUUCCGUCGGUAAAAGAACUGGCCGAGUACCUGAUGCUGGUGGCGGGAGACCAGAAGCGCUACAGUGAGUAUUUUCGUUGGAAGCAAAAGUGGAAAGUGAAGGUUAGCAAUAACUGGAAGGAGAGACUGUGUAAACUCUGCUCCCACUACGAACAUUUGCCUCUCAACAAGGUUUACACUGAUCUGGAAGCAUGGAAUCAUGCUACUGGCGUGAUGUAAGCCUCAUUCAUCCAUAAAUCCCACAAAAUUGAGCUGUCAUUUAUCUGCGUGUCAGUUCUACACAGAGUCCCACAAAAGGAGGAUAUUCACGCAAACGUGCACUUUUGCCUUAUUUCCCAUCACCUUUUCCACUGUAGUACUUGUUACUGUAGUAACUGUAGUUACUUGUAAUUGUUUUGCACAUAAAACUGUUCAACAAUGCAAAGGCAUUACAAAAAAUGCAUACUGUAUAUGUGUACAUACAAAACCAAUUCCGAAGAAGUUGGAACGUUGUGUUUGCAAAUCAUGUUCAUCGUAUAUUUAACCGAGUAAUGUCGGUAAAUACAGUUCGGCGCUACAUCUGCAAGUGCAGCUUGAAAUUAUGCAAAGAAAAAGCCAUUUAUCAGUAACACCCAGAAACGCUAAGGGCUUCUCUGGGCCCGAGCUCCUCUAAGGUGGACUGAUGCAAAGUGGAACAGCGUUCUGCGGUCAGUCGAGUCCACAUUUCACAUUAUCUUUGGAACUUGUGGAACAUCGUGUCCUCCGGGCCAAACAGGAAAAGAGCCAUCCAGACUGUUAUGGACGUAAAGUUCAAAAGAGCGCAUCUGUGAUGGUAUGGGGCUGUGUUAGCGCCGAUGGCAUGGGUAACUUACACAUCUGGGAAGGCACCGUUAAUGCUGAACGGUAUGUACAGGCUUUGGAGAAACAUAUGCUGCCAUCCAAGCAAUGUCUUUUUCUUGGAUGCCCCUGCUUAUUUCAGCAAGACAACCCCAAACCAUUAGAGGGACAGCCAAAGUUGGGUGUUUUUGAGGGAGGACAUGAAGACUGUGGGCGUUAGAAAGGAAGAUGCACGAGAUGGGCUGAGAUGGAAAAAGAUGAACCCUGAAAGGAAAAGAAGAAAGAACCCCAAACCACAUUCUGCACGUGGUACAACAGUGUGGCUUCAUAGAAAAAGACUGUGGAUACUAGACUCGCCUGCCUCACAAUCCAGACCUGUUUCCCAUUGAAAAUGUGUGGCACAUUAUGAAGCAUAAAAUACGACAAGGGAGACCCCAGAUUGUUGAACAGUUGAAGCUGCACAUGAAGCAAGAAUGGGAACUAAUUCCACCUACAAAGCUUCAGCAAUUAGUGUCCUCAGUUAGCAAAGUUUAUUGAAUGUUUCUAAAAGAAAAGGUGAUGUAACUGGUAAACAUCACCCUUUUUUGGAACAUGUUACAGCAAUAAGAUUCUAAUUUAAUGAUUAUUUGGCGAAAAUAAAGUUUAUCAGUUUGUAGUGUAUUCAAUUAAAUAUAGGUUGAACAUGAUUUGCUAAUCAUCGUGUUCCGUUUUUAAUUUAUGUUUAACACAACAUCCCAACUUCAUUGGACUUGGGUUUGUAUUUUUGUACUAACUUUGCUUCAACGCCUGAAAAAGGAUUCACACAAUGGCCAUAUUUUGAAUUAAAGCGAUUUCUUACUCUGUUACGUGGACAGGUAUUUUUUUUGGUUUGAAAUGUUACA